Messenger RNA from Pleuronectes platessa (European plaice), 4175 nucleotides. It is a transcript of the gene prpf4bb, whose product is annotated as pre-mRNA processing factor 4Bb. Gene Ontology annotation, molecular function: protein serine/threonine kinase activity; ATP binding. NCBI's taxonomy places the organism in Eukaryota, Metazoa, Chordata, Actinopteri, Pleuronectiformes, Pleuronectidae. The transcript is spliced from 16 exons. The record is from RefSeq and is a predicted model, not a curated record. Bases 69 to 3176 code for a protein of 1035 amino acids. Gene Ontology annotation, biological process: mRNA cis splicing, via spliceosome; peptidyl-serine phosphorylation; peptidyl-threonine phosphorylation.
GUUUUCAUAUCGCUGCACGUCUGUUUUCAAAAUAGUGGGAAAAGAAGAUCUCCCCUCAGCUGAGGAAAAUGGCCGACGUAGAAAUGGACAUCGCGUCCAGCAGAAUGAAUAAUGGCAACGAGCACGUCACCAACAUUGAGGACUGUUCACCGUCAAACCGGAAGCCGGAUCUGGAAAGCCAGGAAAAAAGUGGAAAUGAGGACAGUGGAGAGAUGUCUGAGGAAGAAGAAGGAGAAGAAGAAGAAGAAGAGGGGGAAGAGGGAGAAGCAGAAACUAACGGUGAGAAGACGGUGGAGGGGCCCAAACAUCACAGCAGCAGCAGCGGUAAACACAAGAAGAAAAAACACAAGCAUCGUAGCAAGCACAAAAAGCACAAACACACCUUUGACGAGGACAAGGACCGCAAACGCAGACAUCGUCAUAAACACAGGAAACACAAGCGCAAAGAGGGCGCCUCUCCCUCUGCUGCUGUUCUCUUAUCUGCCUCCUCCAGCCAUAAAAUAGUGGAAUCCUCUCCCUCCUCUGGAAAUCCGAGUCUAGACGACAGAGCCUUGCUGGAGGAUUUGGAGAAACAGAGAGCGAUGAUCAAAGCUGAGCUUGACAGCCAGUUGAUGGAGGGCAAGGUUCAGUCCGGCAUGGGCUUGAUCCUUCAGGGGUAUAACUCUGGAUCAGAGGAGGACGGAGAAGCCAGGGUGAGAAAUGGAGAGCAGCGUCAAAGGGGCAGUACAGGCAAACCCAUAUCUCCCAGAGGAGGAAAAGGUGGGAAAUCGAGACGGGACUCAAUCGAGGGCAGUAAGUCCAGCACCAAGCGUCGCAGCAGGUCAGCGGACAGGCCUGCUAAGGAGUCCAAGCAGGACAAGGUGACCAAAAGCACCAAGGACACAGGGGGAAAGGACAGAGGCCGUGGCAGAAGCAGGUCUAAAGACAGAAAGCGUUCGGACAGCACCGAUAGGUCCAAGGAGAGAAAGAAGUCCAGCUCUCCCUCGACGUGGAGAGGAGAGGAGAAAGGCGGCCGCACUGAUAAACGUUCCUCUCCUCAGCGGGAAGACAGAUUGAACCCGGAAAGACCAACCCGACGGUCCAGGUCACCAGGACGAGAGCGGCCGGGUCGCCCCGAUGCCGACCGGGACAAGCGGCCGGCCAAGUCUCCAUCCAAGGACGCUUCAUCGGGGAAAGAGAACCGCUCACCUUACAGACGAGGACCUCAGAGCCCCGCGAGGAAACGCAGUCCGUCCCCUCGCCAGAGAGACGCCCGCCAGCCCUCGGCGAGUGCCGUGGACAGGACGUCCAAACAGAGCAGCUCUCCAUCCAGAGUAAGGUCCCCACCCAGGAGAGGCCGCAGUCGUUCACCAGAUCUGAGGAGGAGGGACAUCGACAGGCAGGAGUCACCGUUAAGGAAACGCGUGCGGCCAGAUGUCGGGCCGGGUCGGGACCGGUCACGAGAGACGAGCCCUCGAGCUCCGGCUCGCCGCAGGAUGAGUCGCUCGCCUCUGAGACGAAGAUCCCUGUCCCCACGAAGACGAGACCGCUCUUCCCCUCGCCGACGGAGCAGGUCUCCGCUGGCUUACAGGGCUGGAGACAGAGACCGGUAUGGUCGGCCCAGACAGUACCGGCGCUCGAUGUCACGUGAUCGGGAUCGAAGGAGGCGGCGCAGCAGAGAUGAAGACAAGUUCAAGGGGAGUCUGUCCGAGGGGAUGAAGAUCGACAAGGAGUCCUCCGGGGAAGAAGUCCUGGAAGACUUUGACGGGGAAGAAGUCGAUGAAGAAGCUCUGAUCGAACAGCGUCGCCAGCAGCGUCUGGCCAUCGUCCAGAAAUACAAAUUGGGGAACGAUGACAGCAACAUGGUGUCGGAGCCCAGCAGCCCCCAGAGCAGCACACGCAGCCGCUCGCCCUCGCCCGACGACAUCCUGGAGCGGGUCGCUGCCGACGUGAAGGAGUAUGAACUCGAGAAUCUCGACACCUUCGAGGACAACAUCAAAGCCAAGCACAACCUCAUCGCCCAGGAGAAAGACGGAGCCAAUCCAAAGAAGCCUUCCGCCCCCGACAUGUUCACAGAGUCAGACGACAUGUUUGCUGCGGACUUUGAUAAUGCCAGGAUGAGAGCAGCCGGCGUAGGGAAGGACUUCAAGGAGAACCCCAACCUCAGGGACAACUGGACAGAUGCUGAGGGUUACUACCGGGUGAACAUCGGGGAGACGCUGGACAAGCGCUAUGACGUGUACGGUUACACGGGCCAGGGCGUGUUCAGCAACGUGAUCAGAGCCAGGGACACGGCAAGGGCCGGCCAGGAGGUGGCAGUCAAGAUCAUACGAAACAACGAGCUCAUGCAGAAGACGGGUUUGAAGGAGUUAGAAUUCCUCAAGAGGCUGAACGACGCAGAUCCUGACGACAAGUUCCACUGCCUCCGUCUCUUCAGACACUUCUACCACAAGCAGCAUCUGUGUCUGGUGUUCGAGCCUCUCAGUAUGAAUUUACGAGAGGUGCUGAAGAAAUAUGGCAAAGAUGUGGGGCUCCAUAUCAAGGCCGUGCGCUCCUAUAGCCAGCAGCUCUUCUUGGCGCUCAAGCUGCUCAAACGAUGCAACCUCCUCCACGCUGACAUCAAGCCGGACAACAUCCUGGUGAAUGAGUCAAAGACCAUCCUGAAGCUCUGUGACUUCGGCUCUGCUUCCCACGUCGCAGACAACGACAUCACACCGUACCUGGUCAGCAGGUUCUACCGAGCGCCAGAAAUCAUCAUCGGGAAGCCGUACGACUACGGCAUCGACAUGUGGUCGGUCGGCUGCACCCUGACCGAGCUGUACAGCGGCAAAAUCCUGUUUCCUGGAUCUUCCAACAAUCACAUGAUCAAACUGGCGAUGGACCUGAAGGGCAAGAUGCCCAACAAGAUGAUCCGUAAAGGUGUCUUCAAAGACCAGCACUUCGACCAGAACUUGAACUUCCUCUACAUUGAAGUCGACAAAGUAACAGAAAGGGAAAAGGUGACGGUGAUGAGCACCAUCAACCCCACCAAAGACCUGCUGGCGGACAUGAUCGGAGGCCAGCGUCUGCCUGAGGACCAGAGGAAGAAGGUGAUGCAGCUGAAGGACCUGCUGGACUCCACCCUGAUGCUGGACCCGGCCAAACGCAUCAGCAUCAACCAGGCUCUGCAGCACCCCUUCAUCCAGGAGAAGAUCUAACGCCCUGAACGCCACACACAGACUCCCAGAGCCGGCGGAGAGAAACAACCACUAAACCAGCUCUGACAGGGACUCUGCCGCCGGCCCACAGACGUCUGCUCAGAACCUCCCGGAUGUUAUUGUUCUUCCUCGUGGAUCCACAAUUCUGUUUUAUUGUAAAUAAAAAAAAUCAUUGAAAUGGUUAGCCCACAAAAACAUUGAUUUUUCUUCCCUUCACAAAUGCAGUCACGGAGUUUUUUUUAUUUAACUGGCAUCGGAGUGAAAACUGUUCAAAAAGAAGAAUUAUAAUUCCUGUAAAUACCGCUGUGUCUAUUGCAUUAACAAUCUGAAGCAGAAGACGGCUGAGUUUUGUCAUAGUUGCAGACAUCUAAGUACAUCGUUCUUUUUUUAACCACAUUGCUCAUUGUGGGGCGAUGCAUGCUUUUGAAUGUGCACCCUUUGUGCUCUAGAUUCCUGUGGUGCAGGCCUGUGUAAAUGCUCUGUCUGUGCAUCAGUGUCCCACAUGUGACGGCCACUCCCCCCUCGACUCCCUCUUCCCCCCCAAGUAUCCAGACCUUGAGGUCUGCGCUGAAGGAAUAGAUACCUACUAUGUACUCCUUACGACUUUUUUCUUUUGUAUCAUUUCAAUGCAGAUAGUCAUUGUUUUCUGUUGCUGGAUGUUUCUGUGUUUUUUCUGUUAUUUGACCCUCCUCCCCCUCCAGCUCUCUGGCUCGGCCCCGGCUCUUAAGGCUCUCACAUUCAAGUGCCUCCUGUUUGAGCCUCGUGUGUUCACACACCGAAACAUUGCUGGCCUGUUGAAGCCACACCUCCUCUCCACUGCUGUAAAUAGCCCAUAUAGUUACUGUCAAUUUUCAUGUAUGAUUAAUUUGUCUUUUUUUCCCCCCAUUUAAGUGGUUAAAAAACAAUUGUGAUUUCAAUAAAGAAUAGUUGUGGAAACGCUGCUGAAAGAGCACCUUCAAUAUAAGAUGUUUUUUAGUAAUAAAAUGUUUCCUAUUGUAA